GUUUAUUGGGAAAGUUUGAAAAAAUGUUCAAGCCGUACGAUCGUUUGGUGUACUGGAUGGGUCCGAUACCAAUAUUGGUAUUGAAAAAAUGUGAAGAUAUUGCGGUGAGUGGUGCAAAUUUUUCAACCAAAAACUAGAGAACAUUUCCAAAUAUGGUUUACAAGGGUCGUUCUGAGCUGCCAGCCUCCGAUUUGUGGAAGAGUAUUUAUGAUAGCGUAUCCCAUGCUACCCCCCCCACUCCAACCGAAUUUUUCAAUUUUUAGUCAUUUUAAUGCUUUUGCAACCGUUUUCGCAUAAUUUUUACAAAAUUUUAAUACUUUAUUAAGCAUUUUUGGUGAAUUCUACAGAAAUGUCAUCAUUUUUUAUGUUUUGUAACAAUGGGAAGGUCAAGACACUUGAGGUUAAUGACCCCGAUUUUCUCCAAAUUUUGUUGAAAUCUAUGAAAACUUCAAAUCAUUGUGUAAGGUAAUCCACCAUCCCCCCCCCCUAAAAGAAAAAAAUCAUCAAUGAAAAAUUGAUUGAUGCAUAAAAUUUGUUCAUUUAAUUUUUAUAUAAAAUCAUAAAACGAUCUUACACCAAACAUCAACAAAUUAAUUUGGUUAUUUUGUAUAAUUUGCUACUCAUCUAACGUCUAAUCGUCUCGUAUGUAGUAAAACAUUAGGUAGUCAGAAGUGGUUUUUUGGCGAGGAAAGGGGGAUUCAAAUUUUUUUUCAAAUUGCCUAUCAAGAGUAACGCGGAAAACUUUUCAACAGACAGUCCUCAAUCAAAGUAUCGAUCGUGAAGACCUCGGCAUUAUGACAGAAUGGCUUGGAAUGGGAAUGCUUAAUGCUAAACGUAAGAAAAUCACUUUUGGUAUUAGACUAACAAGGGAACCACUUGAGGUGUCACACUCAGAUUUCAACGGGACCGCGCGAUUUUUGGAUUGAGAAUAGUCAAAAACUCCCAAAACAAAAUUUUCAGCUGUCCAAGUUCAUUUUUCGAUUUUGGCGAAUUUCUGAAAAUUUGAAAUUGACUAUUUUUGACGAUUUGGGUAAUUCUCAAAAAAAGUUUAAAAACCAUGUAACAGGUGGUUUACUUAAAUACUUACUAUUGACAAUUGAAAUUUUUUUCAGUGGUAUUGUGUAGAUACCAACUCGGGCAUCACGUGCAUAUAGUUUAACGACCCCCAACCCCCCUCCACUAUGGGUCAAGUCCCCCCAAACCCUGAAAACUCCAUCGUCGUGGCCUGUAACCACUUAAAUUUUUCAACUUCAUCUUCAAAAAUGAAUUACACUAUCACUUUUUCUGAAAAAAAAAAAAAAAAAAUGGUACAUAUUAUUAUAUGAUAUGAGAGUAAAUGACAGAACUGAUAUAAAUUUUUGGAAUGAUACUUAUACCCUGAAACCGAGGUCAUAAAGUGAUGUAACCAGUUUUUUGUCCAUCGCCGUGGCCAAUUUUUGUUUAUUUUUUCCUGGCUCUCCUAUUCGACUUUUUUUGUGGUGAAAUGGCCACACUGUAUUGUUUCAGUGAUAGCAGUACAGUGUCCAUUUCACAACCGUCAAUCAAAUACAGUAACCCAUUCUCCGAAUGGUAAUCUGUAAAAAUUGUACAGAUUACCAUUUUUCAGAUCCAUCACCGUGGCUUAUCAUUCUCACGUUUAAAAGAGCCAUUUUUUUCUUGAAAAAAAAAAAAAUAUUCAAAUAGUAAGUACUUGAUGACCACAACUUUGAAAAUUGAAAAAUUAUUGAUUCAACAAAUUUUAGUUCUUUUUUUCUUUCAUCGUGGAUAGUACAGUUUGGUAUUUCGUCGUGGCUAUCAGGAUUUUUUUGUCCACGGCGAAGGAAAGUACCUACCUUAUCAUGUUUGAAUACUCCCAUUAAAAUGUACCUGGUACCUACUUGUGACCGUCCGCGAUAAAACCAACCAUCCGUCGCAAAAAAUCGAAAAAUGAACUUGGACAGCUGAAAAUUUGGUUUUGGGGGGUUUUAGACAUUGUUCUUUCCAAAAAUCGCGGUCUUGUUCAAAUCGGAGUAUGUCACCGCAAGAGGUAUAGAUACGAUGAAUUCACUAAUAAUGAAUGAACAAUUUCGUCGCACUUAUGACUGAGCUGAGCAAACAUUUCUGUAGCCGAAGAAUGGAAAAAAUCCAGAAGAGUUUUAGCGCCUGCAUUUAGUUCGGAUAUGCUGUCUAAAUACGCGGAAAAGUUCGAUAAAACUGCAUCAGAUCUCGUCGAAAAGUUCAGACCAGCUGCGAAUAGCGGCGAAGAGAUAGAUGUCUUGCACUAUUUGAAGAAUGCUAAUUUAGAGGCUAUCGUAGGUAAAAAAUUACAUAUCGGUACCUGAGAUAUGAGACGUGUAAUGGGGCACUUCAGCUGUUGCUGGGACUGUUGAGUGUUAGUACUGAAUUCUCUAAAAUUUUAUGUCUAUAAUAUGUAGAAGCCGCCUUAGGCGUAUCGAUCCAAAGCUGUGGAAAAGAAGGAGAAAACUUUGGCAAUUCUGUAAUGGAAGCCAUGAAACAAGGAGCGAUGCGUAUCCAAUACCCUUGGCUAAUUCCACAUCAAUCAUAUUUACAUGAUCUACUUGAAGUUUACUGGGAAAACUAAAGAUAUCGAACAUUUACAGUAUCUGCCCACCAAGAUAUUAAGACAGAAAAUGAUUAAUAUUCGAGACUCGCCAGGUGACAAUGAUUCGAGCGACAAAGCCAAUUCAUCAAAAUCAAUCAUCGAUUUACUCAUUUGUAAAAGUGCAACAGAACCAGGUUUUAAUGAAAUACGUAUAAGAGACGAAUUGCUAUUGGUGAUUGCUGCAGGAGGAGAAAUGGCAGCACUGACUAUAAGCUUCGCUAUGCUGAUGUUUGCUAUCCAUCAAGAUAUUCAGCAAAAAGUAUACGAAGAGAUCCAACAACUUACAACCGACUACGUUGAACUUACUGAGGAUCACUGGACCAAUCAUUUAAAAUACUUGGAACAAUGUGUCAAAGAAACAAUGAGAAUGUUUAGUCCAGUAAUGGUAACUAGCAGACGCACUCAUAAAGAAAUCAAAUUGAAAGACAACACGAUUGUCCCAGCAAAUGUAUUUGUCGCUGGGUUCAUACAUUUUGCCAAUUACGAUCCUGAAUUAUACAAAAAUCCGGAAAAAUUCGAUCCAGAAAAUUUCAGCGAUCAGGCUAUCAAGGAACGGCCCAGUUGCAGCCAACUAAACUUUGGUUUUGGACCAAGAUCUUGCAUAGGACCCAAGUUUGCGAUGAUGUCUAUCAAAGCACAAAUCACCUACAUCUUGCGCAGUUAUCAUUUAUCAAGCAGCAUCAAACAAUUCACAAAGGAGGACUUGAAAACGGACCUUAGUAUCAGAAGUAAGAUAGGUUAUCCUAUCAAAUUCACAAGCAGAUGAGAAGUGAAGCGAUGAGAAUUGAAUGCUUAGAAGAGAAUGAUCGACCCAGGGACUUGUUUGUAAAUUUUUAAACGUGUGAUUCGUUGUACCAUAAAUUACAAACAUGGCGGUGAAUCGAAUGUUUUACUUCAUGAACAGAUUGAAACAUGAAUGUGAAAAUCUCCAAUAAAACAUUAUCAAUAUUA
Planococcus citri (citrus mealybug) is the source of this 3553-nucleotide messenger RNA. RefSeq names its product cytochrome P450 4g15-like. The record is from RefSeq and is a predicted model, not a curated record. Gene Ontology annotation, molecular function: monooxygenase activity; oxidoreductase activity, acting on paired donors, with incorporation or reduction of molecular oxygen; iron ion binding. Lineage: Eukaryota; Metazoa; Arthropoda; Insecta; Hemiptera; Pseudococcidae. The coding region runs from base 2550 to 3368 and encodes 272 amino acids. The transcript is spliced from 8 exons.